This is a messenger RNA of Heteronotia binoei (common prickly gecko), 7478 nucleotides long. It is a transcript of the gene WIPF2, whose product is annotated as WAS/WASL interacting protein family member 2. The record is from RefSeq and is a predicted model, not a curated record. NCBI's taxonomy places the organism in Eukaryota, Metazoa, Chordata, Lepidosauria, Squamata, Gekkonidae. Gene Ontology annotation, molecular function: actin binding.
GGGGGUGCGCCUGGCCGCCAUUUUGUGUGGCCGCCGGGAGGGCGCACGGUUGUUUCCGGGUUGGAGGGCCCGGAGGAGAGCAAAGGCUGCGGGUUUUUAUGAGUGACCAAAAAUUCUCUUUACGCUGAGCCAGCAGGGAGUGGGGUGAAGAUGCCAAUACCUCCUCCACCUCCGCCGGGACCACCCCCGCCCCCCACUUUCAAUCAGGCGAACACUGAGCCCCCGAAACUGAGCAGGGACGAGCAGCGAGGGAGGGGAGCCUUGCUGCAAGACAUCUGCAAAGGGGCCAAGUUGAAAAAGGUGACCCAAAUCAACGACCGGAGCGCCCCCGUCAUCGAGAAAUCCAAGGGGUGUGGUGGCGGCGGUGGUGGCAGCAGCAGCUACGGUUCCAGCGCAUCGCCCCUGCAACCAAAGGGAGGUCUUUUCCAAGGUGGCGUCCCCAAGCUGCGACCUGUAGGAGCAAAGGACAAUUCAGUUCCGGACAGCCCCUCUGGGAAACAGUCCUUACACGUUCCGGGGUCCAGAGCAGCCGCACCGCGGCCACCGGCAUCCGCUUCCAGCAGCCGUCACCAAGAUGACAGCGACAGCAGCCGUGCUUCCCCCCCGGAGCUUCCUCGCAUGCAGAGGCCCUCCUUGCCAGAUCUCUCGCGGCCAAACAGCACCAGUGGCACCGGCAUGAAACACAGCUCGUCAGCUCCCCCGCCUCCGCCACCAGGACGCCGCGCCAACGCCCCUCCCGCUCCCCCGUCCAUGCACAGCAGCAGCAAAGCACCUUCCUAUAACCGUGAGAAGCCAUUGCCUCCGACCCCGGGACAGAGGCACCCGGGAAGCCGGGACGGACCUCCAGCUCCUCCGCCCAUCAAGCCGCCCCCUUCCCCGGUGAAUGUCCGGACGGGACCAAGCAGUCAAGGCCAGUCUCUGGCCCCCCCUCCGCCGCCUUACCGGCAGCCCCCGGGCGUCCCCAACGGCCCUGCCAGCCCCACCAACGAGUCUGCCCCUGAACUUCCACAGAGACACAAUUCCUUGCAUAGGAAGACCCCGGGGCCCGUGAGGGGCAUGGCUCCGCUCCCACCGCCUUCGGCCUCCCCUUCUUUGCAAAGCAGCCGGCCCCCUCCUCCUGCCCGGGACCCUCCAAGCCGAGGCGCAGCCCCUCCGCCGCCGCCACCCAUCAUCCGGAACGGUGGCAGAGAUGCGCCUCCCCCUCCCCCGCCCUACAGAAUGCACGGGUCUUCAGAUCCCACGAGCCGCGGGAAACCGCCCCCACCGCCUGCCAGAACGCCAGUCGGGCCGCCCCCCCCGCCUCCACCAAUCAGAAACGGGCACCGGGACUCAAUCUCCACCGUCAGGUCUUUCUUGGAUGACUUUGAAUCCAAAUAUUCCUUCCAUCCAGUUGAAGAUUUCCCAGCUCCAGAAGAGUUCAAGCACUUCCAGAGGAUUUAUCCCAGCAAAACAAACCGAGCGACUCGUGGGGCCCCACCUCUGCCUCCCAUCCCCAGGUGAAAAGCAGCAGCCGGGCAUCGUCGUAUGGUGCCAAAACAAACGGACCUGUUUUCCUCCCCUCGGGUUCUCCUCCUCCUCGUCCCCGAGAAACCUGCAUGACAAACACACUCCUGCCGCCGUUCAUUUUUUUUGUUUGUUUGUUUCCUUCCCACCCCCGGCCAUCGCAAGAACUGGGCGAAUCCACCAUCUCGCACUCCACCUAUGCAUUUCACACCCGGACUUGAAACGGACGUCUCGAUACCGGCAGCUGGGUGAGAGCUCUCCUCCACCGAUCUCAGAUGGCUUUCUUUGCUUUUUAUGCUGCUCACGUCAUGUAGGGAAGGUUCACAGACCGCGGGCUCUGGAGAAUAGGGGCACGAGGGACCGUUUCCCAGAAAAGCAAGGCAAACAUAGCUUUGGAACUGUGGGCCAGAUUGGGAUGACAACUCCUAGACUGUCGGGGGGGUUUUGUGCUUUUUUGGCCUGCGUUGGGGAAAAGAAAACGGCUGCGAAUCGAAUGAAAAGGGGAGUUUUCUGAUUUUAUUUUGAAGCGGCGCAGCAUUAAAAACGGUAUAUCUAACUCGGACACUACAGGCGCGGACACUGCAUAACUUUACUAACUCGUUAAAACCGUAUAACUUGAAAAAAAGAGAGGGCAGGAAGUGGGGUGCCAGCAGCAUGCUCCUGAAGCACAGUCUGAAUCGGGGAAGAACACGAACGGGGUCAAGGCAGCCUGAGAAAUUUGGGGUCCCGCCUCAUCCUACAGGCUUGGGGGGGGACCUCCUCUUGAGUGGCUGCUCCCCUUCCCCUGGAGGCUCGGGCCUCCCCGUAGCCAUCUUGCAGAGCCCUGUGGAAGAUCAAAGUCCCACCUGUGAACUGAGUGUUGGGGCCUGCAGCCCCAUUUCCUACAAUGCGUCUAGUUUAUUAAUACCAGGAUGAGAGCCACCCUUGGAAGCAGCAGAGGGGAAGGGGCAGCAGCAAGCCGAUGGCCGGAGUGUAGCAGCGUUGAAGGUGGGUGGCAGCAGAAAGCUGGCGUGGCCGUCUAGUGGUGCAGGUAACCAUUGCAUGGGGGUAGGCUUACGUGUGCCUUUAACCCCCCCCCUCCCCCUCAAAAAAAAUCAAACCCGUGCACACUUGCUAGCUUCCCUUUGUUCCGAGGGGUGGACGGACAUGACUAUUCAUCUGCCUUGAGGAUUUCUGUGAAACGUUGAAAGACGGUCAGAUUAAGAAGUCUUCUGCUCUGGUUAUUAGCAGCUCACUCCCUUUGUGGCUCCCCCCCCCCUUCAAUUAAAGUCUGAUUAUUUUUUAAAUGGUUUAAUGUGCUUAAAUGAUCCUAUUAGCUACUGUGGGAGACAGAGGUAUGGAGUGUGCUUUAUUUGGGGAGGGGGUCAGUUGCGCACAGCGGUCAGCACUUCGGCAAUGACUUCUUGCGUUGGAGGUUGGAGAGAACGCGUUAUUCCACUAAAUGGAGACUUUGCAACACUGCCUUGCUGUUUUGAGAUCAGAGCAGUGCUGCGUCCCCAUUUAACCUUUUCUCGGUACCAGAGAAGGUGCUCGUGUUCCAGCGGCAGGUUGCAGACGCCCUUCUCGAUGCAUUAAUUUGCCGUACUGAAAACAGACCUGUUAGGGACCAUUCCUCUGUGCCACUUGCCCCCUAAGUCUCCGUGCAUGCAGAGCAUGCUGGGAAAAUCACUAGACUGUUUUCCAUCACGCCUCAUUCCAGACCAGAGUCCUGCAAAUGGAAUUCUUUCCCUCCCUUCCUGUCACCGUCUCAUUCAGACUCUGCGGACAAUUACGCCGCACCAAAACCUGGCUUGCUGGUUGUUUGGGAGGUUUGUUUUGCCUUACACACUACUUCCAUCAUGCGACCGGUACCAGAUUUAUUAUUACGAUUAUUGUGUACAUUUACUCUUAAAUAACUUGGGGAUUGGGGAAAUGUGUUAUAAUCAUAAAUAUUGAUCUAUUUUGUAUGUUGUAAAAAAAAAAGUUUGUAAUAUAGGAUCAAGGUGGGCUUUCCUGGCUGUACACUGCAAAAGUUCUCACCUUCUUAUCUUUUUUUUUUUCCUUCCUACAAUGAUGGAAAUUUUGUCUGCUUUUACGUUUUAACAACUGGGCAGCCCCUCAUGUUGAGGGCCGGUGCUUAGUUUGAGGAAUUCCUUUUUUUUUUUUUUUCUUCCGGAGGAAAAUUAAAUCUUGCCCCAGCGUAGCUGCCUGGGAGAAGAAGUUAAAUGCACUGUGCAUUUGGGGACGAUACGCUUUUGAUUAAUUUUUUUAAAAGAAAGUUCUGUUCCUUGUAACAUUUAGCUUCCUGUAAACGAUUCCUUUGGGGAAGUGACUGUGAAGGGAGUUUCCUAAACUUGAAACGGCAGUGUAAUUAAAACUUAAUAAAAGAGGCACGUGUGUGUGUGUGUGAGAGAGAGACUUGCGUGUUCUGGGCCAAAGCACUGCUUUGUUUUGUUCCCUUCCUCCCCCUUCGUUUUCUGUAGGUGUGGUGGUUUCUAUUGCCAGGGGAAAUCAUGUUUCCCCUUUUCUUACUGACCUCAGAAGUUGGGAUUUUGUAUUGCUGCAGGUGGUGGUAUCCUUUCCCAAGGGCUUUUUUUUUUCUAUAGCAGGAACUCCUUUGCAUAUUAGGUCACACCCCUCUUAUGUAACCAAUCCUCCAAGAGCUUACAGGGCUCAUUGUAAGCUCCAGGAGGAUUGGCUACAUCAGGGGUGCGUGGCCUAAUAUGCAAAGGAGUUCCUGCUACAAAGAAAGCCCUGCCUUUUCCCCAGAAGCUCAGGGUAGAUUGAUACAGCUUUUGAAAAAGAAAGAAAGAAAAUCACCUUGAUGGCCCCCAUCACGAAGGUGAAAAAUCUCUCAAUUUGUUCUCCCAGCCUCUUGUCUUCAGUGCAUUCUAUCCAGCUUUGUGUGACAAAAGCUGCUCCAGGCAUCACAGUUGGAGACUCCAGUCCGUUCUUCCGCGUUCAACAGAAUCAAAAGGUUUUUUCCUGGAGUAUACUGCUGUAUGGGAAGGAGGGAAUGCAUCUUUGAAUACUGCCCUGCAGGGCUUUUUGUAGCAGGAGUUCCUCUGCAUAUUAGGCCACGCCCCCCCCCCAUGCAGCCAAUCCUCCUGACUUACAAAGAGCCCUCUAAGCUCUUGGAGGAUUGGCUACAUUAGGAGGCAUGGCCUAAUAUGGAGGAUAUAAAUGUGACUGUUUUUAUGCAUCCUAAAAGCGGUACAGUCCAGCAAAAGACUUCAGCAUUUUUGCUGAACGUAUGAACCCCUAACUGGAGGGGAAAGGCUAAUGAUUUAGUUGAUAAAUCUGUAUAUUUUUUUGGAACUUGCUGUUGGGGAAAAUGCAAAGGAGAGAACUUCCAGGCUGCAGACUUUCAGUCUCAUUGGCCUGUUUUUUUCUUGAUGCCCUUGCUCUAACGGAUGGGGAUCCCUGACCAGCAGAAUAAGACAAUGCACUGAAAAUGUUUGUUAGGUCAAAGGUGCAAAAAGGUUGCACACACUUAGGGCUGGCUGCAACAUGUUUUGGAUGUAAACCCUUGAGUGACUGAAAACACAAAUCUGUGUGUGUGCACAUGCGCGUGUUCCACGAUUCUGCACAAGCACAGAAACCGCUUAUCCUGGGAGAGCAUUUUUUGAAGUAACAAGCCCGAAGAAUUCAGCUACUGGAAUAUGCCAGUUUAAAAACAUAGAAAUGGAGGCUUCUGGCUUUUGGGGUUAGAAAGAGAUUUGGGGGCAUGUGUGGAGCAGUGCCUUGUGAAAUCACAGACUCCGGAAGUGUGUCUGGAAUAAGGGCACAACUGCUUUUUGUUGUCCUUCAGUUUGACAGAAGCCCCGUGGUACCUUAAAGAUGUAACUUUUGCUAUUCCAGAAUGAGCUAUUGUGAGACACAGCUCACUUCUUCAGAUACAACCCCCAUUGUCACAGAGGCUCAUACCGAAAUAAUAAACGUUUAGUCUUUACAGCGUCACUGGACUUCUGUUUUGUUACAGCAGAUCAACACAGCUACCCUUCUGGGACUUUGCACCUUGCCGUGACUUGCAGGGAGAAAUUACGCAGAGCACAAAUCACGUGGAUUUGCUCCAUAGGCCAAAUUUAGGUAUAGAUUGCCGAAGUCAGCCUUUCUUGGGAUGACAUUUAGGUUAUCCUCUUUAUCGCAGAUGUGUCCAGCCUGGCUCUAAAGUCUUCCAUUUCCAACCAGAGUGAGAAACUGUGCUAGAAUGUCUGGCUAUUGUGGAAGGGUGUGAAGAUGUCCGUAGCUGAAUAGCAAGUUGUCUCUGAGCUUUGCUCAUCGUGCCUUAAGCUCCCGGUGGGUUUUCUGAUGUCUGUUCAGAUUGUCGCAUCUUGCAAGCAUAUGUACAUCCUGUAUCUUAUGUGUUAAUGCUUUUUUUCUUAAAAAAAAAAUAACUGGAGAAACACUACUGAGAGAAUUUCUGUGGUUUUGGAAACCAGAAUUUAAGGUUUCUUGCACUCUUCCUGUGUUUCAAGUCUGCCCUCAAGAUAAAAAUUGUUCCUUGUAUCUUUUGCCUGUCUUUUGUUGGGGGGGGUGGGGAUUGGUCAAGUUUUUCCGCAGGGAGGAAUCCUAACAGUUCUUGCUUCUGACACUGUGGGCAGAAAAGUAUCCAAUUGGUGUGUUUUUCAGACGUCAUUUUAACAGGCUGCAUAAUUUUUAUAAAGUUUUGCUACCCUCCCCUCCUUAUCCCGUUACAUGAUGUGGAACUGGGGAGAACUCUCUCCAAGAAAUGUCCUUGAAUGUGACCUUCAAAGAAAUCAUUUGCUGUUCUUCGGUCUCGUCUUUGGAACUGAUGGCAGCACUUUUGCGUCCAGCUCUCCAUUCCUUAAACUGUGAGCUACCACAAGCAGAUUUGUUUCCCUUAAUGCUUUUAGGUAUUCUUUUUAUAGCAUACAUGAUCGUUAAGUAUAUAAAAAAACACUAAACGCCUCUGCCUGAAGUUUCCCCUUAAUGGGAUCUCUGAGGAGCAUCGCUAGCCAGUUUCCUCCAGUGCUCGUUUGCAGAGCGAAGGUGCAAGUCGAAAGGAUGUCUGGCUGCUCUCAGCAGAGAUAUCCAGCCUUUGUAAGCCCACAGGCAGAUUUGGAAUUCUAACAUGGCACGGCGGGCGCAGCCACGGCUUAACUUCAGCCGUGCCGAUCCUUGCGCUGCGGUAGCAGCUGUCCAAGCCCUGCAUUUUUACAAAUCUGCGUAGCCAAUCAAAUCAACAGUAAUGGUCAGAAGCCUCACUGGGCAAAAAGACCUGCCCACUUCCUUCCCCCUCAAAAAAAAAAACACACCUGGUGGUGCCCACUGACCCCACAUUGGGGGGAUCCCAUGUCAGAGGUCUUUAGUGAAGAAGCGGUAAAUUGCAAGUCGCACAGCAAGCCUUCCGAUACGGUAUACAGGUGUGGAAUUCUAGCAGAAGCUGCUUGCAUAUCCCCCUGAUGUGGCCAAUCCUCCAAGAGCUUACAAAAAAGAGCCUUUUAAGCUCUUGGAGGAUUGGCUACAUCAGGGGUGUGUGGCCUAAUACGCAAAGCAGCUCCUGCUAGAAUUUCACCCGACGGCAUACGUUCUGCCAGCAGUACAGCAGUGAGCAGAAGGAGGUGGGACUCCCAUGGUAAUCUCUUCUUUCCUCUUCAUAUCAUUAAAUCAAGUCCGUAUCCUUAAUCAGAACCCCAGUUGGGGUUUUUUUUUGUUUAAAAAGAAGCUACUACUCUUCAGUAUGUUGCUGUGCAGAGAGGAGGGGGCGGUUUAAUGUGAGAAGGGGGACUACCUGCCUGCUGAUGAGGGCUUUUAGGAAACGGGGUGGGGGCUGGAGAGGAAGGGCCUCGUUUUUACCUCCUUCCUGUCAACGUUGUACAGUGCCUCUCUUUCCUUUUGACUGUUUCACUAAUUUGCAAGACACUGUACUUCACCCACGGCAAGUGGCGCCGUCUGUACUAAAACUGUAACUGCAUCUGCUCAUGCAGAAACCGAGUCUGUGUCCACAAUCUAAUAAAUUAAUCAAACACCAA